Messenger RNA from Juglans regia (Persian walnut), 1972 nucleotides. Its product is annotated as mitotic checkpoint serine/threonine-protein kinase BUB1-like. Gene Ontology annotation, biological process: meiotic sister chromatid cohesion, centromeric; protein phosphorylation; mitotic spindle assembly checkpoint signaling. NCBI's taxonomy places the organism in Eukaryota, Viridiplantae, Streptophyta, Magnoliopsida, Fagales, Juglandaceae. Gene Ontology annotation, molecular function: protein kinase activity; ATP binding. The record is from RefSeq and is a predicted model, not a curated record. The coding region runs from base 92 to 1672 and encodes 526 amino acids. The transcript has 14 exons.
CUUUUUGCCUCUGGAGAUCUUUUAAGGGAACAACAAUUACAACAUCAUCUUCUCGGUCUCACUUCUCACACUACACACGCACACAGAAGCCAUGACUGUGGUCUUCGAAGAUACCAACUCUGCUCCUGACCCCCUCUUGCCCUGGCUCUGGUCGAUCAAGAAAGCUCUCGAAGCAGAAACGAGCUCGGGGAACGGUUCGGGGUUAGAUCUCAGCAAGCUUCUCUACGAUUGCAUCGUCACAUUCAGGGAUGAUGACCAGUACCAAAACGACGUUAGAUUUCUCCGGAUUUGGUUCCUCUAUAUGGACGUUAGUGAAGAUUUUGAGAGUAUUUUUAGAGAAAUGACCGAGAGUGAGAUAUGUCUCGGCCAUUCUUUGCUUUAUGUAUGGUAUGCAUCCUUUCUUGAAUCAAAAGGGAAGUUGCAUGACGCUCAUAUGGUUUAUCAGUCUGGAUUUCUAAGAAAUGCCAAACCAGUCGAGUUGUUGAAGAAGGCACAUGCCCUAUUUCUUGAUAGAAUGUCUGGAUUAGUGAAUGCUUGUUCACUUCAGAAGAUUGAUGAUUGUGGAUCCAUUGAGUUCGAGACAAGUCAUAUUAAUCCAUGGUCCGCAUCCACCAUGAAAGACCUAUUGAAGAAGCUGGGUCCUCAGAUUAUGAAAUAUGAUGGAUACCAUUCAAGCCAAAAAGCUUACUCAGGCAAAGUGGCCUUAUCUUCUUUGCAGAAUUCCUCAAGGAAUAAGAUUAUUGAGAUUGGUGGAAAGAAGUAUCAGAUCACAGGUUGUGCUGGUCAGGGUGGUUUUGCUCAAGUAUAUAAAGCAUAUGUCCACAGUAAUCCAGAUGAAGUUGUCGCACUUAAGAUACAAAAGCCUGCUUUCCCAUGGGAGUUCUACAUGUAUCGUCAACUAGAUGAGCGCAUCUUAGACAAUGAAAGGUCCAACUUUGGUUUUGCUCUGAGAAUGCAUCUCUACUCUGACUGUAGCAUACUUGUCUGUGACUAUCUGGCCCAUGGGACUCUGCAGGAUGCCAUAAACUCCUAUGUAGUCACUGGAAAGUCCAUGGAAGAGGAGUUAUGUAUUUAUUACACAGUAGAGAUGCUCUACAUGCUAGAAACUUUGCAUGGUGCUGGCAUCAUUCAUGGUGAUUUUAAGCCUGAUAAUUUGCUUAUUCGUUAUGCUAGGGGCGAUCUUACAGAAGAUGGGUUACGUGAGCACAGUGGUCCUUGGCAUGAUCAGGGCCUUUGCCUUGUUGACUGGGGGAGGGGGAUAGACAAACGCCUCUUUCCUGAAAAUGCAGAAUUUAAAGGAGAUUGCAGGACUUCUGGCUUUCGUUGUAUUGAAAUGCAGGAGAAUAAGCCAUGGACAUUUCAGGUGGACACAUAUGGCCUUUGUGUUAUAGUCCAUAUGAUGCUGCAUAAUUCUUAUAUGGAGAUCGAAAAGAAAAAAUCAUCUGGUGGUGGCUACAUUUAUUUACCCAAAUCAUCUCUUAAACGAUAUUGGAAGGUUGAACUCUGGAAGGAUUUGUUUACCCAGCUGCUUAACAUGAGUCCUGGCAGUGAUGACAACAAGUUGCGGAAAUUGAGGGAAUCAUUCCAGGAUUACAUGUGCUCUAAACCUCAGUUCAUAAAGAAACUAAAGGAGUUACUGGUGAAGCAAAGGGCUUCUUUGUGUUCUGCAUAGUCUGUCUCGACUCCGGUCAUGCUACUGAAUUGUAACUCCUAAAGUCCUGGAAUUGUCAAAUUUAUUCUCUACAACAAAAGCAAAAUUAGAAGGUGAAAAUAUUUUUGUUAUUCUCACCUUGACAUGAGUACACAUUCACGAAUCUCAUAUUAAGAUUGUUAAAUUACCUUUUUAACUUUUCAAAAAAGUUCCCUUCCUGAAGUCAGUACAGUUCACUGGAGGAUUUCUCUGAUGUUUGUAUGCACAUUUGUAAAGAAUGUUGAGAGCUCAUAUGUUUUUAUCUUUUUUCUUUAAUGUUCA